AUUCCUUGCGCCGAUUGCACCCCCACUUCUGCUUUCUUUCCGAGUUUUUUUUCUCGGCAAACUGCGAUACAACCGGCUCCGCAGACACGAAUCUUUUCUGGAGGAGUCUGGAGAAGCUACCCCGUCGCUUCGGACAGUCCCCCUCGCAGCAACUGCCCCUUCGUUUCCGCUUUUGACAACUCCUCCCCCCAAGACCUGUCUCCCGUGCCGUGUUCGUUUCGCGAGUUUAUCUCUCCUUCCUGCCAAGUCUGUUUCUAAAUAAAUGCGUCUUUUCCGCGAAAGCCUCCGCCUCCACGUCUACAACCCUGCAGGUCUUUUUCGGGAGGCUAAAAUGCUGUAGCGGAGCUCCUGCGGCGCCAGGCCCUCUUCUUCAACAGUCGCGCGUUUCUCGUGUACGAAGAACAGUUGAUCUUUUCAGGAUUUUUUUCAGCGGCCGCAGCCUCCGUCUCUCGUCUCAGUGAGAUUUCCCGUUUUAGAAAAUGGCGAACGCUACGGAGAAAGCCAGCCCUGCGGGCAAGAAGGACCACAAGGAGAAACUCGCUCCCGUCCCGAAGCCGAACGACAAAGAAUUCAAGGACCGCAUCGAGGCCGAAACGAGAGCGAUCGAUGAGUUGAAGGCGAAAAUCAACGACUUGCAGCAGCGUAUCACUUCCGUCGUCGGCGGCCGAGACGAAUACAACCGGAAGAAGCAGGAAAUGCGCUCGCGGCUGGACGAGCUGCAGGCGCAAAUGGACAAGUACGAAGCAGAGAGAAAGAGGCUGACUGAGGCGAUCGACUCCCGACAGAAGGAAGGCUGGGAAAUGAAGCAGAACGUCCAAGACAUGAAGCGAAAGCUGGGCUUCUCUUCGACAGAGGAGAUCGACAAGCGGAUCGCUGCCCUGGAACAUUCGAUGAUGACGAGCACCUUGACUCUGAAGGAAGAGAAGAAACUUCUCGACCAAAUCAAGCAGCUGAAACACAACAAGCCUCUCGUCGGCAAAUUCGCAGGUCUCGAGGCGGGCGCCAGCUCCUUCGAGGAAACCUCCGUCUAUCCUCUGCGCGCGAUGCUGGACGAGGCACGCACCAAGUUGCUGGAACUGCGAGCGCUGAAACGUGAAGAGCAAGAAAAAUAUUUCGCUCUGGUCAAACAGCGACAAGAGGCCACUGCUCCCGGCCGCGAACUGAUCGAAGAGCGCGACCGACUCUCCAAGCAGAUGAGUGAACACAUGAUCAAGCGUCGGGAGAUUCAGGACGAGUAUAAGAAGGAAAACUGGAAGUACCAGGCCUUCCUUGCUCAGCAGCGACAGGAGAGGAAUGAGAAAAUGAGGGAAGAGCGCGCGCGUCGUCAGAUUGAGCAGGAGCGAGCAAACUUGGAGAGACAGCUGGAGAUGGUGGAUGAGGAACCUGUCGAUGGAGAGUUGAUUCUCCUCACCCAGACCAUCGCGUACGUCCAGAAAAUCAUGGACGAACACAACCAGACCCAAGACGGCAGUCCCGGAACUGAGCAGAAGAAGACCCCCGAGGCGCCCAAGGGCGACGGCAUGGCGCUCUUGCCGAAGAGCCAGCGCGAGGAAGAGUAUUUCUUCGCGCCCAAGGGUGGAAAGAAGAAGACCGAAGGCGGGAAGAAGGCGAAGCCGAAGAACAUCAAACACGACAUCGGCACGCUGCUCUACUUUGAGCAGUGCGGGGUUGCGGCGCCUGUCUGUGAAGGAGAUCUGGAGCCAUGCAUGAAGACACUGGAGGAGAAGCUGGCGGCAGCAAAGGAGUUGCAGGCGACGAAGGCUGCACGCGUCGAAGCUCGGCGUCAAGAACUUCAGAGAGAGUUGGAGGCGAUCGACGCGCGCGUCGCGGGCGUCUCUGAGAAACGGGAGGCCGAGAGCGAAGACGCAGAAGACACGGAGGAGUAGAGAACGAGCAAAGCGCUGCAGAGUGAAGACACACUCUUCUCGGCCACAGCUUCGCGACGCAGAAGAGGGUGAACUCUGUUUUGAAACGCGCACGAGGGAGGAAACCUGAAGCAGUGAGGAGAGGGGACCAUGGAGAGUUUUAAGGUUCGCUUGGGAGCGAAGAGACGCACUGCAAAGGAGAGGUGCUCAGUUGCCAAGGAGGCCGCGGAGACGGUCUUCCCUUCUCCCUGGCGUGCGUCACCAUGAAAGAGAAAGACAUGCAGCGAGCUAAUUGUUGUGCGAGAGAGUUCUGCUUUUUGCCAGCAACAUUUGCCUCGGACUUCUCGCCUCCUGUUUGUUCUGGUGUCUGCGGACUAAUGAAUCCUUUUCUGUCUCCACACAAGCGACUCUUCUCGCCGCAGAGCGAGUCUCGCCCAGAGGCUCCGGUGGCGGGAGGCCUUACGCAGCAGACACUCGACACGGAGACACCCUACACUUUCGCAGAAGCUUGUCCAGACACUAAGUGAAUGCAUGUCUGGGGGGGGGGGGUUUCCCCUCUUGACAACCGCCUAGCACUUGAAACGACGAGCUGCCCUUUUUGAGUCUUUGGGAUUCGACCUGAUUCUUCUUUUCGCGUCUGGUGCGCGUGCCUCCCAUAGGAUUUUUAAUUUGUUUCAGUCCUGAAAAGACUCCUUUCCAUGCGAUUAAAAGCUUAGAAA
This is a messenger RNA of Toxoplasma gondii ME49, 2584 nucleotides long. RefSeq names its product Brf1p family coiled coil protein. Gene Ontology annotation, cellular component: nuclear outer membrane-endoplasmic reticulum membrane network; ribonucleoprotein complex; endoplasmic reticulum. Bases 480 to 1886 code for a protein of 468 amino acids. Gene Ontology annotation, molecular function: mRNA binding. The transcript has 9 exons. Gene Ontology annotation, biological process: intracellular mRNA localization. NCBI's taxonomy places the organism in Eukaryota, Apicomplexa, Conoidasida, Eucoccidiorida, Sarcocystidae. The record is from RefSeq and is a predicted model, not a curated record.